AUGUCUAUAUCUUCUUUUCCAACAGCCAUUUUGUCUCAUAUUUUAAGUGUAAACAAUGUGCCUCCCCCUCCACUUCGCAGUAUACCAAGUUUGAAAGUGUCUAAGCACAUUGAUUAUAGUCAGUUGAAUACUUUAUGCCACUUGAGAGGAAUACAAUACAAUCACGUUUCUGGCCCCCUUCUAUCAGCUCAUGAUGAUUUUAUGAAGCAAUAUUCUAAAAUAUUUAUGAAGAAAAGGCCCAGACUGCCUGAACUUCUCAAAUUGGAGGGAAAAAGAAAACCUGCUGAAAAUACAGAGGAAAGUCAACUCCAACAACCUGGUGAUGAUUCUCACAAUGUAGCUGUCCAUAUAAAAAAAAUACAUGGUGGCAUUUUAUAUGGACCAAAAAAUUUUGAAGAGAAGUUAGUAGAAUUCCUGGCUAUUUUAAAGAAAUUGCCUAUCCACAGGACUCGGCAGGAACACAACACUGUGUGGAGGAUGCUAAAAACAAUUCCAGACUUAACAUCUCAGCUAACUGAUGAGCAUCUAAAAACAGUUAGUAUGAAUGUCAUUUCAGAAACCUGGUUGAAAGGAAGCACAGUGUGUGGAAAUGAUGGAUUUUACAUAAUACUCAAAGGCAUGGCUCGGCCUCAAACAAGACAACAUAGUAGUUUUAUUGAAGAAUAUAAGUCACCAACCUCUUUCAUACCUUCUAGUUUUAAUAGCUUUCUUCUCAGUGAAGAAUUAAAACACUCUGCAUUUGCAGAGAUGUUCCUGUCUCCACGUGAGCCAAUGCUUGCACGGUGGAGUACAUUUGGAACCCUUGAAGACACAUCUCAGACGGAAUCAGAAGCAAGGAAAUACUCAGUCGUUGCAGUAGAGGAUUGUGAAAUUCUUAGAAUUUCUGCAAAGAAUAUUGCCAAGUUAAAAUUGGAAAAGGAAAAACUUGAGAAUAAAGAAAAAGUCAAAUUAAUUCGUAGCUGUCCGUAUUAUGAGGAGUGGCCCACUUUGUCCAUAUAUGAGCUAAUUGCCCUGAUUAAAUGGAAAAAAUUUCCUCCAGGUCAUGUGAUAGUGGAAAGUGGAAAUAUAAUUUCUUUUGUGGCUUAUGUUAAUUCUGGAUAUUGUGAAGUUUACAGAACUAUUAUAGGACUUGUGAAACAACAAUCAAAAGUGAAAAAAAUUCGAAAACUUGUUUAUGUGGGUAAACUUCAGGAGAAAGAGUCCUUUGGUGAAAUUAGUGUUCUUCUUCAAAUUCCUUUCACAUGCACUGUUGUCACAGGAAAUGAGGUUGAAUUGGCAAUCAUUGAAGAUAAAGACCUAUUUAGUAAAAUUUCAACUAGUAAUGAAAAGGCUUUUAGAGAUUUUAAGAAGGGUUUCCACAAGAACUGUGACCAGUGA
This is a messenger RNA of Condylura cristata (star-nosed mole), 1377 nucleotides long. RefSeq names its product cyclic nucleotide binding domain containing 1 (gene CNBD1). The transcript has 11 exons. The coding region runs from base 1 to 1377 and encodes 458 amino acids. The record is from RefSeq and is a predicted model, not a curated record. Lineage: Eukaryota; Metazoa; Chordata; Mammalia; Eulipotyphla; Talpidae.